AUGCGCGCCUUUCCCUCCGGGCAGCCCCUCGGCCCGCCCAGGCUCCGCAGGCGCGGGGAAGGUUCCGCGGGCGCGGGAGCGGCUGGGCGGCGGCGGGAGGUUUCGGCGCCCCGGCGGAGCGAGGGCGGGCGGGCAGCCCCGCCAUGGCCGCUGUGCCUGCUCGCGGGGCGGCGCCGAGCCGGACGCGGGGCGGAGGGCGCCCGCCGGCACCGGAGCUGGAGCCGAGGCCGGCGCCGGGACCGCGGCGCCAGCAUGGAGCAGGGCGGCCGCCGCCGAGCCUUCGGCAAUGUAUCCACCUUAGUGCCACCACCACUGGACUGUACUGACUAUGAUUUCUCACUUGGUGAGGAGGUGGCUUUUGGCCCCUGCACCCCACAGCUGCAGAGCAGCGUGCUGGUGCAGGUUCCCCCACAGAACCUGUCUUCCCCUGAGCCAUGCUGGAAGGACCUGGCAGACCAGCACCAGAAAGCCCUGGGAGAUGCCCUGGAGGCAAACAGCCAGCUGCAGGAGACCCUCACACAGAGGCAGGAAGAGCUGGUGUCACUGCGGGAGAGCAACGUGCAGCUGAAGGAGCUGGCGAGUCAGGCCAGGCAGCUGGCUGCUGUCCUUGACACGCUGAUGCUCCCGCAAAGCGCCGACGGGACAGUCCUUCCUCCUCUUCCUCCUCUUCAUCCUUUGCCUCCUCCGCCCGCCGCCGCCGCUGCCCCGGCCGGGACGGGCCCGGAGGAUGCGGAGGGCGUGGAUGCCAUGCUGCGGGCCGUGUCGGAGAAGUGUCGCGCCGCCCUGCGAAGCCUGGGGGGCGGCGCUGGGGACAGCGCGGGGGGCAGCCCCGGGGGCAGCCCGGGACACAGCCCGGGGGGCAGCCCCGCGGCCAAGCGCCCGCGGCCGGGCCCGCGCCUGCACGGCGCCUUCCGCGGGCUGCGCACCGGCCGCGCCGCGCCGCGCCCCGCCGCGGGGCAGCUGGAGGGGGGCGGCAGCCUGCGGGCCGCGCUCGGCGAGGCGGGCGCCAUCCGCACCCUGGCCUUCCCGCAGGGAAACGCCUUCACUCUGCGCACGGCCGGCGGCGGGCUCCGCUUCCGAUGGGUGCCGCGCUGA
This is a messenger RNA of Melospiza melodia melodia, 1095 nucleotides long. It is a transcript of the gene MCIDAS, whose product is annotated as multiciliate differentiation and DNA synthesis associated cell cycle protein. The transcript is spliced from 4 exons. Gene Ontology annotation, cellular component: nucleus. Lineage: Eukaryota; Metazoa; Chordata; Aves; Passeriformes; Passerellidae. Gene Ontology annotation, biological process: negative regulation of DNA replication; negative regulation of cell cycle. Bases 1 to 1095 code for a protein of 364 amino acids. The record is from RefSeq and is a predicted model, not a curated record.